Aaosphaeria arxii CBS 175.79 is the source of this 1663-nucleotide messenger RNA. RefSeq names its product glycoside hydrolase family 88 protein. Gene Ontology annotation, molecular function: chondroitin hydrolase activity. Bases 56 to 1663 code for a protein of 535 amino acids. The record is from RefSeq and is a predicted model, not a curated record. The transcript has a single exon. Lineage: Eukaryota; Fungi; Ascomycota; Dothideomycetes; Pleosporales. Gene Ontology annotation, biological process: polysaccharide catabolic process.
GUAUCGUUUGUUCAUCCCUUUCCUCCACUCGUCCAUUUGGCUGGUCACUGCAAAAAUGGAAGCGAUUUUGAAAACAGCCGAGUCGCCGUUGGCUGUGUCUCCUCCCCUUGAAUCCAGCCCAGAACAAAAUUCCGAUACUUCGGUUGUAGCUGCAGACGACAUCUCGGAGAUAGCAUCAACUCCAUUGACAAGUGCGUCUCCUUCAGAAUUGGGCGACACAAAAGAGCGACAGCAUGACUUUACCUCGGACAGGAGUCCUAUUGAACAAUUGAAAGAGCUUUUCGAUGAGAAUAUCACCGCAAAGUUAUUACGGACUGCCACGACGCAUAUUGGCGCCUUACCCUUCGCCUUUCCGGAGUAUGUCCCUCAAGACGGGGAUGGAAGCUACACGCUGAGAGAAAGCGCUUUUUGGACAUUGGGUUUCUUUCCUGGUUCAUUGUAUGCAAUACUGGAAAGAUUGAUCAAGUUUCCACACACUUUCACAUCCCUUAAUUCUGCCGAAUCCAAAGAUCGCAUUGACAUACCCCAAUUACGGCAACAAUUCUCAUCAUUAUGCCGCACCUGGACCGAACCGCUGCAUGGAAUGGCCGACAGGACCGAUACUCAUGACAUUGGAUUCAUCGUCAUGCCUGCGCUGCGUGCGGACUGGGAAUGCACUGGGAAUCCUCGAAGCUUAGACUCAAUUAUUCGCGCGGCCGAUAGUCUGGCAAGCAGAUAUGUCCCAUCCGCCAAAGCUAUCAGGAGUUGGGACCUGCUUAAGAAGAAAGACAUUGAAAUCAUAGACCAGGAAGACAACAUGAUUGUCAUCAUCGAUAGUCUAUGUAAUCUUGAUCUUCUCUACUAUGCAUCCAAGCAUAAACCAAAUGGAAACUACCUCGCCGACAUGGCCACAGCCCACGCGAGAACACUUCUGCAGUCACACCUGAGACCGGAGGAUGCGUUGCCAACAUCGAAGGACGGGUAUAGAGGCCAAUGGUACUCUACUUGUCAUGUCGCUAACAUCGAUCCUAAAACAGGUGGUCUCAAAUGCCGGCUGACGGCUCAGGGCUAUGCGCAUGAGUCCACAUGGGCAAGAGGCCAGGCGUGGGGCAUUCUAGGAUAUGCGCAAACGUACAUGUCGACCCAAGACGCACAAUUCCUGCAUGCCGCCUGUGGUCUAGCCGAAUAUUUCUUGUAUCGAUUGGAAACUUCGCCGAGUGCUGUCGAGAUCACAGAUAUAUCUCCUGAUGGGACAACCACACGCCGGGGACGCUGUGUUCCUCUUUGGGAUUUCGAUGCACCCAUCGAAGAUCUUGAGAACCCUCUGAGGGACUCAUCUUCGGGCACCAUUGCAGCGAACGGAAUGCUCGUUCUUUCGCAAGCACUUACGUCGAUCUCGCAGCACCGGCUCGCCACCAGAUUCCGGGACGCAGCAUUGGCGAUCGUGGAGGAUACGCUCGCUUUUGCCCUCGCGCCCGAGCGCGCACGACUCGUUCAUGCACCAUAUCAUCAUAUUGGAGUCGAAGACGUGGUUCCGGAUGUAAAAUUCGAAGGACUGUUGAAAUUCGGCACAGCCAACAACAAUACCCAAGCCCGAAAGAGAUAUGCCAAUCACGGGUUGGUAUAUGGUGAUUAUUAUUUGGUGGAAUUCGGAAACCGUCUUUUGAGGAUGGGACUUAUCUAG